Euleptes europaea (tarantolino) is the source of this 2007-nucleotide messenger RNA. It is a transcript of the gene TWNK, whose product is annotated as twinkle mtDNA helicase. The coding region runs from base 1 to 2007 and encodes 668 amino acids. Gene Ontology annotation, cellular component: mitochondrion. The transcript is spliced from 5 exons. The record is from RefSeq and is a predicted model, not a curated record. Gene Ontology annotation, molecular function: single-stranded DNA binding; 5'-3' DNA helicase activity; ATP binding. Gene Ontology annotation, biological process: mitochondrial DNA replication. Lineage: Eukaryota; Metazoa; Chordata; Lepidosauria; Squamata; Sphaerodactylidae.
AUGUGGUUCCCCGUACACUCCUUGCGCAUUCUUUCUAACUCUUGGUCCUUUGGAGGCAGACGGGUUGUGGCUAGCAGCUAUACCUGCCGACGCUACAAGAAAGAGGUGCUUCCGUCCCCAGAAGGUCCGGUCCCACCGGUGUCAGUCACAGAGAUACGACAGUACUUGAGGGCUCAGGACAUCCCUUUUCAUGAUGGCUAUAGUUGUCUUCACACACCCAGCAUUUUUGUGGAGGAGAAGCAGCAGGUUCGACAUAGCUACAGCCUGUUUAUUGACAAAACCACAGGCCGCUUUGUCUGUACAGCCACACUGGUUGAGGGUAACUGGCAGGACUUCCAGGCCAGCAUUGAGUUGAAACAUAAUGGUGUGGCUCUCAAUGAACUGCUAAAGACGGAUGGGCAAAAGGACCAAGCUGGGGAGGAUUCCCAGCACAUUUGGGAGAGAGCUUUGCCUCUGUGGGAACUGCUGGAUAAGCAAGAGACACAGGAAGCCAAGGCUACAUUUGGUAUUUCCAGUGUGUCUGAUACCACCCUUAAGCGUUUUGGGGUGCGUUAUCUGCGGACAGCUCAGGCCUUGGUCUUCCCAUGGUUUAGCCCCCAGGGCACCAGCCUAAAGGGCUUAAAGCUUCUGGGGGCUGAGCGCCAAGGAGAGACAGUAUGUUACGUGGAGAACACUCUGCCCCGUCCAGGUGCUUAUUACAAUCUCUUUGGACUGCCACUGAUCAGCCGACGAGAUACAGAAGUGGUCCUGACUGGACGGGAGCUGGAUGUCUUGGUGCUGCACCAGGCGACGGGGCUACCAACUCUGGCCUUGCCUCGAGGGUUUUCAUGCCUCCCCCCAGCCCUUCUUCCCUACUUAGAACAGUUUAAAAGGAUUACACUCUGGUUGGGGGAAGAUCUCCGCGCUUGGGAGGCUGCCAAGCUGUUUGCCCGCAAACUGAAUCCUAAGCGGUGUUCUUUGGUGCGACCUAGUGACCAGCAACUCCGUCCCCUAGAAGCUUUCAACCGUGGCUUAAACCUCACCAAGAUUUUGCGCACAGCCCUGCCUGCUGGCCACAAGUCCAUAAUUUCAUUUCGCGAGCUGCGUGAAGAGGUAUUUGGGGAACUGGCCAAUGUGGAGCAGGUGGCUGGGGUCAAAUGGGCCCGUUUUCCAGAAAUGAACAAACUCCUGAAGGGUCACCGAAAAGGGGAGCUCACAGUCUUCACAGGUCCAACCGGCAGUGGGAAGACAACUUUCAUCAGUGAAUAUGCUCUGGAUCUCUGUAUGCAGGGAGUGAAUACUUUGUGGGGCAGCUUUGAGAUCCACAAUGUGCGCUUGGCCAAGAUCAUGCUUACCCAGUUUGCCAUGGGACGGCUGGAGGAACAGCUGGAAAACUUUGAUGAGUGGGCAGACAAAUUUGAGGAUCUUCCUCUUUACUUCAUGACUUUCCAUGGGCAUCAGAAUAUCAAGACAGUGAUGGACACCAUGCUGCAUUCUGUGUACAUGUAUGACAUUACCCAUGUGAUUAUUGACAACCUUCAGUUCAUGAUGGGCCAGGAGCAGCUGACUGUGGACAGGCUUGCUGUCCAGGACUACAUUGUGGGCGCCUUCCGGAAGUUCGCCACAGACAACAACUGUCAUGUGACUCUGGUAAUUCACCCUCGGAAGGAAGAUGAGGAGAGAGAGUUGCAGACUGCCUCAAUUUUUGGGUCUGCAAAGGCCAGCCAGGAAGCUGACAACGUGCUGAUCCUGCAGGACAGGAAGCUGGUGACAGGCCCAGGCAAGCGCUACCUGCAGGUGUCGAAGAACCGCUUUGAUGGGGAUGUGGGGAUCUUUCCUCUGGAGUUCAGCAAAACAUCCCUCACUUUCUCUACCCCAAUCAAAGGCAAAGCCAAGUUGAAGAAAGUUAAAAAUGACGAUAGUGUGCCUCCCAAGAAAGCUCCAGCAGGUGCUGGUGGGGCUUCAAAGAAGCAGCGGGCCCAGCCACCCAGUACAGAGGCUUCCCCAGAUGGACCUGUCAAACCUUGA